This is a messenger RNA of Solanum verrucosum, 599 nucleotides long. RefSeq names its product histone H3.2. The record is from RefSeq and is a predicted model, not a curated record. The transcript has a single exon. Lineage: Eukaryota; Viridiplantae; Streptophyta; Magnoliopsida; Solanales; Solanaceae. Gene Ontology annotation, cellular component: nucleosome. The coding region runs from base 48 to 458 and encodes 136 amino acids. Gene Ontology annotation, molecular function: DNA binding; protein heterodimerization activity; structural constituent of chromatin.
AUCCCAAAUCUACAAACCCUAAAGCAAUUGGAAAUCGAGAAUAAGAAAUGGCUCGUACAAAGCAAACUGCUCGUAAAUCGACUGGAGGCAAAGCUCCAAGGAAGCAAUUGGCAACAAAAGCUGCUAGGAAAUCUGCUCCGGCGACCGGAGGAGUGAAGAAGCCACACAGAUUCAGGCCAGGUACCGUGGCGCUGAGAGAAAUUCGUAAGUAUCAGAAAUCAACUGAGCUUCUGAUCAGGAAGCUUCCGUUCCAGCGUUUGGUUCGUGAGAUUGCUCAGGACUUUAAGACUGAUCUCCGUUUCCAGAGCUCUGCUGUUGCCGCGCUACAGGAGGCAGCUGAGGCGUAUCUCGUAGGAUUAUUUGAGGAUACUAACCUUUGUGCAAUUCAUGCUAAGAGGGUUACCAUUAUGCCAAAAGAUAUUCAGCUUGCAAGGAGAAUUAGGGGUGAAAGAGCUUAAAAUGUUGUAGUGUUUUGAGUAUAUAGUGGGGGUGUUUUUCUGUGUUUUGAACCUUUGAUGUUUUGAUUCGGAAUUUUCUCAAUUCUGAAAAUGUAUGAAGUCUAUUCCAAUGAAAUAUUGCGUAUUAUGUUCAGUUGACUA